AUGUCUGGAGGAACUCAGAGUAUGUACGAUAGGCAUAUUACUAUUUUUUCGCCAGAAGGAAAGCUUUUUCAGCUAGAAUACUCCCUGAAGGCUGUAAAAAAUUGUAAUUUGACCGGAUUAGCCUACAAGGAUAGCAAGAGCAUAUCCGUUGUGGUACAAAAGAAGGUGCCUGCCAAAUUGAACAAAAAUGAUACCUUACUAGAUUCAAGCAGUAUCACUAGUUUAUACAACAUAACAGACGGGAUAAUGGCUGUUGUUGUAGGCCUACCUGCUGACUGUCUAAGUAUGGUUUACAAGGCGAGGGAGGAGGCAAGCAAUUAUUUCUAUAAGAACGGGUGCGAUAUACCUGUGCAUCAACUCUGUCAAAGGAUCGCCGACAUGAAUCAAGUUUACACUCAGCAUGCCUAUAUGCGUUUACAUGCAUGUGUUGGGUUAUUAGUAUCUAUAGAUGAUGAAAAUGGGCCAUCAAUUUACAAGUUCGAUCCUUCUGGUUGGUAUGCAAGCUACAAAGCUUGUGCCAUAGGCACAAAAGAACAGGAGGGUAAUAAUUCACUAGAGAAGAUACUUAAAAAUCCCAGUGAAGACACUACUGUAGAUGCUGUAUCUUGUAUGGUUUCAAUUAUAGGGUCCAUUUCUGAUGUAAAAUCGUCUGAUCUUGAAGUGGCCGUUGCUACUAUUGAAAAUCCUGUUUUCAGAAUACUGUCAAAGGAGGCAGUUGAAACUGUGCUUACUACAAUUGCCGAGAGGGAUUGA
Molecule: messenger RNA, 753 nt
Organism: Babesia microti strain RI
Lineage: Eukaryota; Apicomplexa; Aconoidasida; Piroplasmida; Babesiidae
Product: 20S proteasome subunit alpha 1
Exons: 3
Coding region: 1-753 (250 amino acids)
Biological process (GO): ubiquitin-dependent protein catabolic process
Cellular component (GO): nucleus; cytosol; proteasome core complex, alpha-subunit complex
Source: RefSeq, a predicted model, not a curated record